UGCAGGGUGAUGCACAUGCGCAUACCAACACCCCGUCGCUAUAAUUGGAUUGGCUGCCGAGCGGCCACACCCAAUGACGUGACGGGGAUAUUAUCCCGGCUGCCGACGGCGGUAAGUUUUCACCCUGUGGCUGACGGCGCCGGAGGAGCUGGAAGACUGCAGAUAUGUCUGACUUCUCAGAGGACCAGAUCAUCGGUUGAAUUUAAGCCGGACCAGAUUUAUGAGUUCAAGGAAGCGUUCCUGCUUUUUGACCGGACAGGCGAUGGGAAGAUCAGCUACAGCCAAUGUGGGGACGUGAUGCGUGCACUGGGCCAGAACCCCGUCAAUGCUGAGGUGCUGAAGGUCCUGGGAAACCCCAAAGCUGACGAGAUGAAUUUCAAGAUGCUGGACUUCGAGCAGUUCCUGCCCAUGUUUCAGACCAUUGCCAAGAACAAGGACCAGGGCUCCUUUGAGGACUUUGUGGAGGGCCUGCGUGUCUUUGACAAGGAGGGCAACGGCACCGUCAUGGGUGCCGAGUUGCGUCAUGUCCUCACCACACUAGGAGAGAAGAUGACCGAGGAAGAGGUAGAAACCCUGAUUGCAGGUCACGAAGAUGCUAAUGGCUGCAUCAACUAUGAAGAACUUGUCAGGAUGGUCAUGAGCGGCUGAAGACCUGAACAUCAUCUUCGAUAUUUUAGACAUAGGUUUUGUUUGAAUAUUUAUCCCCCGCACCCCCACUGGCAUACUGACACCCACAAUGCUCCUGGGUUUCGUUACUUCACCUUCUCAGAAGUGCCUUCAACACAGCGGACACCCCAUGGUUCGAGGUCGAAUGCCCCGCGAUGCCUCGUGAACCUGCUGCUAGGAUCGGAACAGGCUCACGGUUUACCCAGCAGAGAGGAAGUCCUAGUUUCCUCCUCACCGGUCGCUCUGCGUCAUAGGAAAGGUGUCGGUAAAUUAACCGGGCAUGAACUGAAAGUCGCUUGUGGUGUUUCAUCCACAGCCAUAUUUUGUUUAGACUAAAUAAAUUUGCCUGAUUCCUGAAA
Paramormyrops kingsleyae is the source of this 1025-nucleotide messenger RNA. RefSeq names its product myosin, light chain 6, alkali, smooth muscle and non-muscle (gene myl6). Lineage: Eukaryota; Metazoa; Chordata; Actinopteri; Osteoglossiformes; Mormyridae. The record is from RefSeq and is a predicted model, not a curated record. Gene Ontology annotation, cellular component: myosin II complex. Gene Ontology annotation, molecular function: calcium ion binding; structural constituent of muscle.